CUGUAGAGAGCUGAAGGAAAGGAGGAGAAUUUGCAAGACAACGGGACAGUUUAUGAAUCUGAGAAACAGGCAUUGUCUCUGGAGUCCUGCUUAUCUAGAAUUUGUGAAGAAUAGGUUGGAAUGAGGCCUUCAGCCCAGAUCUGGAUGUUCACCGUACGAAGAAUCAGAAACCAGUAAAGGAGGCCUAAAUGCUAAUGCCAUGCUGAGCUGAACAGAAUCUCUUCAUCCAUUUAUGAAGAGGCUGUGUUACCAAGUUGUGUAGACGCUCAGGGUCUCUGGCAUGUGCACCAAUUCUUCUACAUGGGACCAAAAAGAGAAAGCUUGAGAAGAAACUCUGACAAAGUGUUUCUAGGAUAGUCAGGCUCAGCCACUGCUUUCUCACCUAUGGUUUGGUCUCCCAAGACCGUCUGAGGCAUCAAAAGUGUUGUCCUCUGCUUUCAAAGAAGACAGUGCUGAUGUUGAAGGCUGGUGAAGACCAAAAGUUGUGUCAUCCAUCAGCAUUUUGAGGGCAUCCAGAGUUGCUGGUAGAUAUACCACACGAGCAGUCAUAGAUCUGGCCCUGCAUUGAUGAGCCAGCCGCCAAUGAGAACAGCUGUCUGACACCUUCAACUAGUCCACAGCCUCCCCAACCUGCUGUGUUCCGAAAUCGUUUCAGGAUAACGCUUUACCUGACCCAGUAACAGAAGCACAGAAAAAUCAGAAGGGGCAGAAACAUGGAAAAAGACAUUCUAACUCACAUUGAGCCUCCGAUGACCCAGGCAUGCGACAGGGACCCGGCCACGGCGGCAGCACCUGCAAGAGCCCCGCCUGGGCUUCAGACUCCGCUUGAAGGUGCUGUGUCCGCCGCAAGUAGUGGGGUACAUGUGGGACAGGAAAGCAUGGAGCCAGGAGAGUACGAUGAGGUGGAAAAAAUGUCUGUUCUUAGUUUGGGGCUGAGCGCUGAGGCUGAUGCCCCACACGCAGGUGAGGUUCCGGGUCACGCUGCGUUGCAGGGGACCAGCAGCCAGGGCAACACAGGGAAGAAAACCAGCCGGAAAAGGAGGAAUAGAAAGGAAAACAAGGUUGUAUAUCUCCCCUGGCCUCUGACGCUACAGACCCGGGCGUCUUCUGCAGCCCCAGUUCUGGGCCAGACUUGUGUCACAGGGGCUCUGCCGAUUGCUGAUACUGGAGUCGGCGCGGUGUAUGAAAACAGGGAGGAAGGGGAGUGGGAUGACAAGGAGAAGGUACCCGUUGCCACCUGGCCUGAGAAGGCACAUGCUGGCACCCCACUGCCAGCAGAAAGCGCAGCUCAGGCCUCUCUUGAGGAGGCGUCAGUGGCAGCCAAUGAGGAGAUAAAAGGAGACCAGACAGGCAGUCAUAAAGGGAGAAAUAAAAAGAACAAAAAGGUCAUGGCCAGUCCUUGGCCUCUGACAGUACAGGCUUGGGUGUCAUUCACAGGCCCAGGCCAGAUGCAGGUGGCUACAGCAGGGGCAUCGUCAUUUGCUAGGGAUGGUGUCAACGCGGGGCCUAAAAGCAAGGGUCAGAAGGGUGAGGCGAAUAAAACGUCAGCUGGCACUCCGUACCAGAGUGCACAGGACGGUGCCCCCCGCUCGGCUGAGGGUCUGGGGCAGGCCUCGUGGGAGGGGGCAUCCCCCCCUGCUGACAGCCCAGAAAAUGAGAAGAGAGCCGCCUAUAAAAGAAGGAAUAGAAAGGAGAGAAGCGUCUCGGCUGGUCCUUGGCCUCUGACAGUACAAGCCUGGGCAUCAUUUGCAACAGCAGACCAGGUGCAGACUCGCCCCCAGGGCGAGCCUUCUGUUGCAAGUAUGGGGGUGAAUGUGGGGCCAAGGAACUGGCCCCAAACAGAGUAUAGUGAGGAGGGAGCACAGGCCGCUCUUCCUUGGCCUGAGAGGGUCCAGGCUGGUGCCCUCUUCCCGGCAACAGCCCCGGGACAGGCUUUACUGCAGGGGCAUCCUUCCCAAGACCUACAUUCCAAGGUGAGACAAAUGUGUUGGAGACCCCAAGGGAGAGAGGGGGAACUGGUUCCGAGCAAUCCAGAGCAAGUUCGGGAACCCUGUCAUGGGUGUAGAAGAACCGAGAGACACCUGAGGGACCAGGACUUCUGGGAAUGCACGGUGAUGAAUUUUGCUAGGCAGGUGGAUUGUUGCUAUUGUGGGGAGCUCUGCUCACAACAGCGGAUGGAGGCUUUGACCCUGACCAAAGCCCACACCCACAUCAGCACUUCAGUGAUGGGACCAGAGAGGGAGAGGGCUAAAUCUCAGGCAGUCUGGAUGGAGAAAUGGGGAGGUUUUUGAGACGCAGAGGAGAAAAGAAAGAGACCUAAAGAGUAUUUUGGGUCCUGGAAGUGCCACCGUCUAUAUCUGUUGGGAAUGAGGUGUUUAAAUGCCACUCUGAAUAGGGGGUGCCUGGGUGGCUCAGUCUGUUAAACGUCCAACUCUUGAUUUUGGUUCAAGUCCUGAUCCCUCCGUUCAUGGGAUCGAGCCCCGCUUCAGGCUUUGCUUGGGAUUCUCUCUCUCUCUGCCCCUCUGCUCACUCCCACUCUCUCUCUCUCUCAUAAAUGAAUGAAUGAAUGAAUGAUGAAUGAAUAAAUAUUUAAAUGCUACUUUGAGGAAAGGGAGGCUCAGUACCCAACUGGCAAAUUUCCGUGUUACAUGGUAACAUCACCAAGUACUCUCUGCAAGGGUGAUUUUUCUCCAAAAAUAAGUUUUGGGUUUGUGGAGAAUUGGCGCAUACAUGUAACACUUAAGAAAAGCAAAAAUGCUUUUUUCUCUAUGUUGUUUCCCCUAACAUUUUCAGCAUUGUUGAGAAAGGUGAGUUACCUAUAGCUAAUAAGCUGUAUUAGAGUUUUAGAGUGCCAACCAGUGAUAGAAUGUGUAUUGGAUCCUGAGCAUACCUCUCUUGACUGGAAAGCGUUCUUGUGUAUAUUGCAUAUUAGAUUGUAAACUGACUUGAUGAUCGCAUUUUGCUCUAAGACUGGCCAAUUUACGCUUGCUCAGAGCACAAGCUGUAGAGCCACAAUGCCUGCGAUCUAAGCCCAGCUUGGGACUCACUCUUCUCUUCUGGGCCCCAGUCUAUCACCUGGGGGUAAUAAUAGCACCUGCCUCAUAUAUUGUGUGAUUAAAUGAGUUAAUACAUAUGAAGCAUGUAGACUAGUACAUGGCAUAUAAUAAGCCCUCAGACACUAACACCUAUCAUUGCUUUUAACUUUCAACAGUAAAUGUCAUGGAAGGGUCCAGCACUGUGGUACUAUGUGCGUUAAAAGUUAUGCAAAUGGCAGUGCCUACGUGAGGCAGGAGACGAUGCCUCCGUUUACAAUUAUGGUAACAAAGAUUCUUCAAGCCAAGGGGAAAGACGCUACUCAAGGGGGAAAAGCAGGCAAUAAAAUGGUAGCUAUCGUUCUGAGGUGCACGAUCUCAACCAUGUCAGGACAAGGUAGCACAAUAAAGGCUGGGGGAGAAUACGCUCCUGUGCUAAUAUCCCUUACUGCUGGAUGGGGGGAUCGUGCCCGGCUGAUGCGUUUCUGCUUCCUAGUUCUCUUGUGUAACGUCCAAAUGUCUGCGUCACCGUGGCAUCAGCAGAUAAUCAGCAUUCAUCAAGGAGGGUGACAAGGACAAGGACGAGGAGCCCUCCCGCCGGUGGACUUGUUGGAAGGAGUCGCCCAACGUGGAGGGUGCUCAGGGGACGGGACCCUCCCCAGGGAGGACUCUCCAGCCUGCAGCUGCGGAAAGAGAGGUCCAGGCACCUUUGGCUGGCGCUGGACAGGACGCACACAGCUCUGCCCACCGGCGAGGAAGGGAGGGACUUCCCUUGCCUGAUUUUGCUCUGAUUCAGUGGUUGCUCCCACCUGCCACCUGUGUUGAAAUCUUCCCUGGAAGCUUGGCUGGACAAGGAGGCUGGGCAUACGCUGAGAUUAAAAAGUAAACUUUUGUAUUGGCCUUUCGUAUGGCGUGGCUUUGGGGGCGAUUUAGCUAAAAUGGUGUCCUGAUGCGUGCCCUGGCAACACUGAAGGGGUAGAUAUUCGUGGGGAGCUCUGAGGGGGUCCACGUGCCCCCUUUUAUGUGUCCUGGAUGCUCUAGCAGGGCCUUUGGGCACUUUUGGAGAAGCAUCUUUGUGAAGGGGCAGGAGGGACUUUUCUAAUAUCCACUCAUCCUCCUGCCCCGAGGGGUCCAGCUCCACCCUGAUCUCGCUUGAAGGGGACAAUUGUACCCCCUAGUUGGCUACAUGCCUUGCUGUUAAACCCAAGGGCUUAACCAGAACAGGGACUGGGUAUAUAUAUGAGUCAGGGCCACAUAGCCUCACUACCCCUCUGUCUAACCUCAGGGAGGGGCUCUCUGAUAUGAAUCAAGGUUAGAAUAUGGGAGAUGAAAGAACAGGAACAAAGGAGUCUGUGAUUUCUUUCUGCCAGGUGAGUCCUCUCCUCUGCUUCUUCCACAUUACUAAAGCCAGGGCAGGAGAGCUAAGCAGGGCAAGGGGACGGGCAGGGGAAAGGGAAUAAGAAGUUGGUUGCCCUGUUCUUGGGCUGGCCCAAGUUUAAAGCUAGAAGAGAGGGUAAAGGGGGUCUGAGUUACCUUCACUGUCCAGCUCAGCUUACCAGGGUAAGAGAGUCAAAAUGGAUGUGAGGCGGAAACACCUAUAAUUGUGAAUAAAGAUUGCAUUUGCCUGACAUA
Messenger RNA from Felis catus (domestic cat), 4664 nucleotides. RefSeq lists its product as uncharacterized. The transcript has 4 exons. Bases 714 to 2291 code for a protein of 525 amino acids. NCBI's taxonomy places the organism in Eukaryota, Metazoa, Chordata, Mammalia, Carnivora, Felidae. The record is from RefSeq and is a predicted model, not a curated record.